GCGGGUGAAGCGUAGUCGAUCAAACUAGGGUUUGGAGUCUUCCCCAUAUAUAUACAAGAUUUUCACAGAAUCUUAAAACGCUCGGCUAUUCUCUACGACUGCUUGGGCUCUCGAUUCUAGUCCUCUUCCUCUCCCACCUGCCAUCGAAUCAUGGGACACUCCAACGUCUGGAACUCGCACCCUAAGAACUAUGGCCCCGGUUCACGCACCUGCCGUGUGUGUGGAAACCCCCAUGGUUUGAUCCGGAAGUAUGGUCUCAUGUGUUGCAGACAGUGCUUCCGCAGCAAUGCCAAGGAGAUUGGCUUCAUCAAGUACCGUUAAGAGGGAUUUGGCUUAUAUUUUUGUUGGAGCGGAUGUUUUGGCCUAAAGGAUAAUCUUAUUAGCUUUUUUCUGUUUUUUUAGAUCUUUUUCUUAAGAGGAAAGAUUUUUGUUUUCAUGUUUUAGUUUGUUCUAAUGUUGAGCAUGAAUUGGAUUUGGAAUUUCUGUAGUGUGGAAUCCUUUGGAUUAAAGUGAAUUUGAAGUAUAUCUAUCCGCUCAUUGUUUCACCCUUA
Molecule: messenger RNA, 551 nt
Organism: Humulus lupulus (European hop)
Lineage: Eukaryota; Viridiplantae; Streptophyta; Magnoliopsida; Rosales; Cannabaceae
Product: small ribosomal subunit protein uS14z/uS14y/uS14x
Exons: 3
Coding region: 151-321 (56 amino acids)
Biological process (GO): translation
Cellular component (GO): ribosome; cytosolic small ribosomal subunit
Molecular function (GO): zinc ion binding; structural constituent of ribosome
Source: RefSeq, a predicted model, not a curated record